AUGGCCCGCUCAAUGCCCAUGCCAUCCUCCAAAGAGCAGAGACAUGGGCGUGAGCGCGAGCAGAGCGGCGAGCAUGACCGCCAGCACAACCACAAGCACGCCUGCUGGCCCCGAUGGUCCCUCAGUCACCAAGCUGACGAUUACGAGCUGCGCCAAUUCGUCAAAGAGCUGGAGAACAGCUUUGGGUGCAACCGACCUGCAGGCGACGCGAGAGGCACCAUGCCUCCCUGCAAGCCCGAGAGAGCCUACACGAAGAGCUCCGUCUCCACGUCAGGCUCGACGACGCACCUGCUCAAGCUUGACGCAGAGACCGCCGUCGCGGAAGCUGUCGAAGACGAGCCAGACGAUCGUACGGACUGGAAGCCGGAGCGCAAGCAGUGGCUUGCCAUGAUCAGCCUAAGCCUCAUAUCCUUUGUGGUCUCGCUCGAUGCCACCAUCCUGGUGACGGCGUUGCCGGAGAUAUCCCACUCGCUUCGUGGGUCAGCCGCUGAGACGUUCUGGACGGGCACCACCUACCUCCUCAUCUCGGCCGUCUUCCAGCCCGUGAUCGCAGCAGCUUCCGCCUGCUGCGGGCGCCAGCGGCUGCUUAUCAUGUCCAUCGUCCUCUUCACCUUCGGCACCGCGUUCUGCGCGGUGGCGCAUGACUUUGCCGUUAUGCUCAUCGGGCGCUGCGUGCAGGGCGUCGGAGGCGGGGGCGUCAUCGCCAUGACCCAAGUCAUCUUCUGCGACAUGGUUCCCUUGAGACAGCGGCCCCAGUACUUCUCCAUGGUGCUCGCCUCGUGGUCCAUUGGCAGCAUCAUCGGGCCAGUGCUCGGGGGUGCUUUCGUGGAGAGCGCCUCCUGGCGCUGGUGCUUCUACAUCAAUUUCCCCUUCUGCUUCCUAGGGUUCUCUGCUGCGCUGCUCUUUGUCGACGACGUCGACGUGCCGCUCGCCGAUCACCCGCGGCGCAUGGACUGGCUCGGCGCAUUCUUGUUUGUCGGCAGCACCACCAGCCUCCUGCUUGGCAUCUCCUGGGGCGCAACCGUCGCGCCCGUCGUGGCUGGCGUGCUUGGUAUCGCCGGCUUCGUCGCAUGGCAGUGGCGUGCACAGCCGCACAGCUUGCUGCCUGUGUCGCUGCUGCAGAGUGCCAGCUCGGCUGCAGCUUUCUUCUGCGCUCUUGUCAACGGCCUCGUCCUCUUCACAGGCCUCUACUAUGUGCCCUUCUACCAGAUGUCGGUGCGCGGCUCGUCGCCAGUCCGUGCCGGCAUCGAUCUCUUCCCCGCCGUCUGUCUUCUGGUUCCCGGCUCGGUCGUGGUAGCCAUCCUCACUUCGCGCCUCGGGCACUUUCGGUGGGCCAUCUGGCUGGGCUGGAGCGUCACGCUCGUCGCCUGCGGCAUGUUCACUGUCUUUGAUGAGCGCACCGAGAAGGCGAUCUUCGCGCUCGCCCUUGCGGUGUUCGGCGUGGGGAAUGGUAUGGUGCUGACGAGCGUCAACGUCGCAACCCAGGCUAUCGCCAACCAGACCGUUGCCAAGAAGGAGGACCGUGCGAUGGCUGCCUGCAUGUACGGCUUCAUGCGCAGCCUGGGCAUGCCCGUCGGUGUUGCUUUGUCGGGGACCGUCUUCCAGAAUGCGAUGGGCUCCGCGCUGUCUGACGCCGGCCUUCCUACGGACAUCGCCCGGGACUCCGAGCGCUACAUCUUCAUCCUGCACAGCAUGGCCGAUGUUGACCCCAGGAAGAGUGCGCUGCUAGGCUCGUACUCCCGCGGCUUCCACGCUGUCUUCGUGGCCAUGGCAGUCCUAUCAGCGGCUGCACUGUUAGCCAGCUUGUCGAUCCGAAGAUGCAGCAUGGACACUGUGCGCUUGGCGGGACCGCAGCGGAACCGUGUGGACAGUGAGUGGGACUCUGCAGCACAACCACCACGCAAUCCCACCAUCGCAGCAGCUCUACAGAAAGACCCGCACAACACCAACAGGGAUACACAUCAAGCGGCGGAUCCAUGCGCCGAAAGGGCCAACCUUGAGAUUAUCGCCAUCCUGCUGUCGCCAACAACACCGCGCCAAUCUUCUCCUUGCCACACCCCGUGUCUUUUCCGCUCACAGACAGCACCGCGGUCCAUUGGCAGCUACGCGGGCCUCGUAGAAAGCCAAGAGUCCCGGCCAGUACAUCAAGGCUCCGAAAACCACGGCGACGUGCAUGAGGUGGUGGCUGAUAUCUGGCAAGCCGAAGUCCAUACCGAUCGCUUUGUCGAGAACCAGCGCAGCCAGGGCAUGGCCGCGACCACUCCCAAAGCCACAUGCGCGCUGAGCCGGUCCUUCCGACAUGUCGAUGCGCAGCCAGAAGCAAGCGUGAACGUGAUCGGCGAAGACGUGGUACAGGGUCGAGCUGGCGAAGCACAGAGCCGUAGCCGCGAGGUAGAGCGAAACACCUACUGCAUCGCGGGUGAGCGGACCCUGGUGAACAAGGGCGAAGCGCACGAUGCUGGCACCGAACCAGAGCGCGCCGAGUAG
Messenger RNA from Alternaria arborescens, 2487 nucleotides. RefSeq lists its product as hypothetical. The record is from RefSeq and is a predicted model, not a curated record. NCBI's taxonomy places the organism in Eukaryota, Fungi, Ascomycota, Dothideomycetes, Pleosporales, Pleosporaceae. The coding region runs from base 1 to 2487 and encodes 828 amino acids. Gene Ontology annotation, molecular function: transmembrane transporter activity. The transcript is spliced from 9 exons. Gene Ontology annotation, biological process: transmembrane transport.